ACCCCUGAUCUCUGGGCCUUGCUUAAUCCUGACCCCUGAUCAUUGGGCCUUGCUUAACCCUGACCCCUGAUCUCUGGGCCUUGCUUAAUCCUGACCCCUGAUGUUCAUGUCAUAUCCAAAGUACUUUUCUAUCACUGCAAAUUUGCAGUUUACAGUUGAAAUUAUCCCCGGUGAUCCUGCCAUGGGGGCCCUUGUUCAGACACUUCCUGCUAUAAGGUGACAACGCUCUGUCCCUUCCCCCCUAUUGUGCUCUUGUGUUGUCACCCUGUCACAUGGGCCUCCAAUGGGCUCUACACAGACACGGUGCACCGUUGUCAGAAGUCCCGUCCUGAGAAAUGUCAUGCGGCCAUUGCUGAGUUGCAGGCAGGAAGUGGCUGUAAAGAGGCUGCCGGAGAUCCACGGCACUAAUAUGUAACAAAGGAUGUAUGAAAAAUUAAUUUUAAAUAAAGAAACCUGACAAUUGUUUGAUACUCGGGUGAGAUUUCUAUGUACAUGAAGCCAGCGGCGGUGCUGCGGCGGUGACUCUGGAGGACAAUAGAUGGCAAUGUCAGUACAACAGAUCCAGUGACUGCGGCUUUUCCCCCGAGGUGUGCUGUGGUUUAUUGCACAGGGGUGACCUUUGUCCCCGCUGUGUGACAAUGUGUAGUCAGGUUGUGUUUUUCUCGUAUCCCACGUGUCGCACACACGGCGAGGGAAGGGUUAGCCAGGCUCUGAGUGGUGGAAAUGGCGCUCUGACUAACAAUAGCGCACAGGUGCCGGUGGGCUGACGGGAGGCUUUUAUGUCGGUUUCCCCGGGACGGCGCUCUCAGGACGUGCUGUACGCACAGCUCCAUUCUACGGGAACAAAACCUCCGGCUGGAGCCGAUUGUACAGGCAGGAUUAGGCGUGCGUGGGUCGCAACAAAAACGCCAACAACAGCGCGCCGCUGUGCACAGUCUGGGUGGAGGAGGAGGAGGACGACCCCGCCGAGGACGCAGAGGAACCCGCUUUAAGGAUUUGCCUUCUUUCUCCCUUCUGGAAACUUUUAUAUUCAGCGUUGGAUCUAAUAUUCCAGGAACGUGAAAAAUGCUGCCCGGUGACCAGCUUCCAUCGAGGCCUAAUCCAGGGGCAGGUCACAGCUCCGGCCUCCUAAUACAGCUUCCAUCGAGGCCUAACCCAGGGGCAGGUCACAGCUCCGGCCUCCUAAUACAGCUUCCAUCGAGGCCUAAUCCAGGGGCAGGUCACAGCUCCGGCCUCCUAAUACAGCUUCCAUCGAGGCCUAACCCAGGGGCAGGUCACAGCUCCGGCCUCCUAAUACAGCUUCCAUCGAGGCCUAAUCCAGGGGCCGGUCACAGCUCCGGCCUCCUAAUACAGCUUCCAUCGAGGCCUAAUCCAGGGGCAGGUCACAGCUCCGGCCUCCUAAUACAGCUUCCAUCGAGGCCUGAUCCAGGGGCCGGUCACAGCUCCGGCCUCCUAAUACAGCUUCCAUCGAGGCCUAAUCCAGGGGCAGGUCACAGCUCCGGCCUCCUAAUACAGCUUCCAUCGAGGCCUAAUCCAGGGGCAGGUCACAGCUCCGGCCUCCUAAUACAGCUUCUAUCGUUGCCUGAUCCAGGGGCAGGUCACAGCUCCGGCCUCCUAAUACAGCUUCCAUCGAGGCCUAAUCCAGGGGCAGGUCACAGCUCCGGCCUCCUAAUACAGCUUCCAUCGAGGCCUAAUCCAGGGGCAGGUCACAGCUCCGGCCUCCUAAUACAGCUUCCAUCGAGGCCUAAUCCAGGGGCAGGUCACAGCUCCGGCCUCCUAAUACAGCUUCCAUCGAGGCCUAAUCCAGGGGCAGGUCACAGCUCCGGCCUCCUAAUACAGCUUCCAUCGAGGCCUAAUCCAGGGGCAGGUCACAGCUCCGGCCUCCUAAUACAGCUUCCAUCGAGGCCUGAUCCAGGGGCCGGUCACAGCUCCGGCCUCCUAAUACAGCUUCCAUCGAGGCCUAAUCCAGGGGCAGGUCACAGCUCCGGCCUCCUAAUACAGCUUCCAUCGAGGCCUAAUCCAGGGGCAGGUCACAGCUCCGGCCUCCUAAUACAGCUUCCAUCGAGGCCUGAUCCAGGGGCCGGUCACAGCUCCGGCCUCCUAAUACAGCUUCCAUCGAGGCCUGAUCCAGGGGCCGGUCACAGCUCCGGCCUCCUAAUACAGCUUCCAUCGAGGCCUGAUCCAGGGGCAGGUCACAGCUCCGGCCUCCUAAUACAGCUUCCAUCGAGGCCUAAUCCAGGGGCAGGUCACAGCUCCGGCCUUCUAAUACAGCUUCCAUCGAGGACUGAUCCAGGGGCCGGUCACAGCUCCGGCCUCCUAAUACAGCUUCCAUCGAGGCCUAAUCCAGGGGCAGGUCACAGCUCCGGCCUUCUAAUACAGCUUCCAUCGAGGACUGAUCCAGGGGCCGGUCACAGCUCCGGCCUCCUAAUACAGCUUCCAUCGAGGCCUAAUCCAGGGGCCGGUCACAGCUCCGGCCUCCUAAUACAGCUUCCAUCGAGGCCUAAUCCAGGGGCAGGUCACAGCUCCGGCCUCCUAAUACAGCUUCCAUCGAGGCCUGAUCCAGGGGCCGGUCACAGCUCCGGCCUCCUAAUACAGCUUCCAUCGAGGCCUAAUCCAGGGGCAGGUCACAGCUCCGGCCUCCUAAUACAGCUUCCAUCGAGGCCUAAUCCAGGGGCAGGUCACAGCUCCGGCCUUCUAAUACAGCUUCCAUCGAGGCCUAAUCCAGGGGCAGGUCACAGCUCCGGCCUCCUAAUACAGCUUCCAUCGAGGCCUGAUCCAGGGGCCGGUCACAGCUCCGGCCUCCUAAUACAGCUUCCAUCGAGGCCUGAUCCAGGGGCAGGUCACAGCUCCGGCCUCCUAAUACAGCUUCCAUCGAGGCCUAAUCCAGGGGCAGGUCACAGCUCCGGCCUCCUAAUACAGCUUCCAUCGAGGCCUGAUCCAGGGGCCGGUCACAGCUCCGGCCUUCUAAUACAGCUUCCAUCGAGGCCUAAUCCAGGGGCCGGUCACAGCUCCGGCCUCCUAAUACAGCUUCCAUCGAGGCCUAAUCCAGGGGCCGGUCACAGCUCCGGCCUCCUAAUACAGCUUCCAUCGAGGCCUAAUCCAGGGGCAGGUCACAGCUCCGGCCUCCUAAUACAGCUUCCAUCGAGGCCUAAUCCAGGGGCAGGCCACAGCUCCGGCCUCCUAAUACAGCUUCCAUCGAGGCCUAAUCCAGGGGCAGGCCACAGCUCCGGCCUCCUAAUACAGCUUCCAUCGAGGCCUAAUCCAGGGGCCGGUCACAGCUCCGGCCUCCUAAUACAGCUUCCAUCGAGGCCUAAUCCAGGGGCCGGUCACAGCUCCGGCCUCCUAAUACAGCUUCCAUCGAGGCCUAAUCCAGGGGCCGGUCACAGCUCCGGCCUCCUAAUACAGCUUCCAUCGAGGCCUAAUCCAGGGGCCGGUCACAGCUCCGGCCUCCUAAUACAGCUUCCAUCGAGGCCUAAUCCAGGGGCAGGUCACAGCUCCGGCCUCCUAAUACAGCUUCCAUCGAGGCCUAAUCCAGGGGCCGGUCACAGCUCCGGCCUCCUAAUACAGCUUCCAUCGAGGCCUAAUCCAGGGGCAGGUCACAGCUCUGGCCUUCUAAUACAGCUUCCAUCGAGGCCUGAUCCAGGGGCCGGUCACAGCUCCGGCCUCCUAAUACAGCUUCCAUCGAGGCCUAAUCCAGGGGCCGGUCACAGCUCCGGCCUCCUAAUACAGCUUCCAUCGAGGCCUAAUCCAGGGGCAGGUCACAGCUCUGGCCUUCUAGAUCUUCUAUAGGAGAUAUAAGAUAAAGAAGACGGAGAACAA
Messenger RNA from Rana temporaria (common frog), 3819 nucleotides. RefSeq names its product histone-lysine N-methyltransferase 2D-like. The coding region runs from base 1066 to 3789 and encodes 907 amino acids. The record is from RefSeq and is a predicted model, not a curated record. Lineage: Eukaryota; Metazoa; Chordata; Amphibia; Anura; Ranidae. The transcript has 3 exons.